AUUAUUUUUUGUUUAUUAGUAAUAAAUAUUAAAGAUUUUCAGUCUGAAGAAAAGCAACAGCAUAUCGUACGCGAAAUAUUUCAACUUGUUUCAAAGCGUGACGAUAAUGUAUGCAAUUUUUUAGAAGGAGUUUCAUUAAUUGGUGGAUCCGAUUAUAAACUUAUAUAUCGUCAUUAUGCUACUUUAUAUUUUGUAUUUUGUGCAGAUUCAUCUGAAAGUGAAUUAGGCAUACUCGAUCUUAUUCAGGUAUUCGUAGAAACAUUAGAUCGUUGUUUUGAAAAUGUUUGCGAAUUAGACCUUAUUUUUCAUGUUGAUAAGGUUCAUCAUAUUCUUAAUGAAUUAGUAAUGGGAGGCAUGGUGCUGGAAACGAAUAUGAAUGAAAUCCUUUUAAGGGUACAGGAACAAGAAAAACUGGAAAAACAAGAGGCAGGAAUCGCUGCGGCUCCUGCUCGAGCUGUCAAUGCAGUCAAAAAUAUUAAUAUUCCUCAACAGAUCAAGGAUUUCAAGUUGACAGAUUUGAAUCUUCCCAAUUUUAAAAGUCCUUUUUGA
This is a messenger RNA of Dracunculus medinensis (Guinea worm), 549 nucleotides long. Lineage: Eukaryota; Metazoa; Nematoda; Chromadorea; Rhabditida; Dracunculidae. The record is from the annotation of a GenBank genome assembly.